Rana temporaria (common frog) is the source of this 966-nucleotide messenger RNA. RefSeq names its product VAMP associated protein B and C (gene VAPB). NCBI's taxonomy places the organism in Eukaryota, Metazoa, Chordata, Amphibia, Anura, Ranidae. Bases 105 to 836 code for a protein of 243 amino acids. Gene Ontology annotation, molecular function: FFAT motif binding. Gene Ontology annotation, biological process: endoplasmic reticulum membrane organization. Gene Ontology annotation, cellular component: endoplasmic reticulum membrane; plasma membrane. The transcript is spliced from 6 exons. The record is from RefSeq and is a predicted model, not a curated record.
GACGUCAGCAGCCUCCGCCCUCCGCCGCUUUGCUGCAUCACCAGCUGAGUGCCCAGGCCCCGAGCACCCCCAGCACUGCAUGCACUGCCCGCACCGGAGGAGACAUGGCCAAAUCCGAGCAGGUCCUCGUCCUGGAGCCCCAGCAUGAGCUCAAAUUCAAAGGUCCUUUCACAGAUGUCGUUACAACAAACCUGAAACUCAUGAACCCCACAGAGAAAAACAUCUGCUUCAAAGUGAAGACCACGGCCCCUCGUAGGUACUGUGUGAGGCCCAACAGCGGGGUCAUUGAAGGCGGCUCCUCCGUCAAUGUGUCUGUUAUGCUCCAACCUUUUGACUACGACCCCAAUGAGAAGAGCAAGCAUAAGUUUAUGGUGCAGUCCAUCUUUGCUCCAUCAGACAUUACCGAUAUGGAAGCUGUAUGGAAAGACGCAAAGCCGGACGACCUCAUGGACUCCAAACUCCGGUGUCUCUUCGAGCUACCCUCUGAGAAUGAAAAACCGCAUGAAGGGGAAGUAAACAAGUCUGUAUCUAGCAAUGUAACAAAGACAGAAUCCACUACCAUGUUCAAAUCCUUUAGCGCCACUUUGGACGACUCCGAGUACAAGAAGGUGUUAGACGAAAACAAAAGACUGCAGACUGAAAUCCAGAGGCUACGGGAGGAGACCAAACCGUUUAAGGAGGAAGAAGGUCCAAGGAUGAGAAAGAGCCCGAUCUCCAGUAACCUCGGGUCUACAUCCUCUAGCCUUGUAAAAGAGGAAGGCCUAAAUAACCGGAUACUCGCUAUAAUCGUCGUGUUCUUUAUCAUCGGUGUCAUUUUAGGGAAAGUGGUCUUGUAGACGGAGCAUGCUUUAACGAGAGGAGAAAAACAAAACACAAAAAUGUAAAAAAAAAAAAAUCAUACUGUUGAUGGUUUAGCAAGAAAAUUAAAUUUAUUCAUAACGAGAGAAAAACAAAAACCGUACCACA